Drosophila subpulchrella is the source of this 734-nucleotide messenger RNA. RefSeq names its product NADH dehydrogenase [ubiquinone] 1 beta subcomplex subunit 10 (gene ND-PDSW). The transcript is spliced from 4 exons. The record is from RefSeq and is a predicted model, not a curated record. Lineage: Eukaryota; Metazoa; Arthropoda; Insecta; Diptera; Drosophilidae. Bases 152 to 631 code for a protein of 159 amino acids.
AAACAUUUCAAAGUUCCAUUUCCCACCGUUCAACAAUCGGCGAUAGGUGGCGCUUGUUGAUUUUUCGAUUAUCCAGCUGCGGUCCCAUUACAAAUUUUAACACUAAGUUUUUCAACCUUCCGCAUAUUCCAGGUGGAAGAAAAGCCAGAAAAUGCCGGAGCCGCGCAGUCCGAUGGCCAGUUUCGCCGAGUCGGUGCUCAAUGUCAUCGAUGGACCCAUAACUUGGUUCCGCGAGAGCAUUGUGGAGCCGAACCAGGAGAAGCAGAAUUGGUACCACCAGCGCUUCCGCCGCGUUCCGACCAUCGAUCAGUGCUACACGGACGACGCCGUCUGCCGUUUUGAGGCCGAUCAGCAGUUCCGCCGGGAUCGCAUGGUGGACAACGAGAUCGUGAACAUUCUGCGCCAGCGCUUCGAGGAUUGCACCCUUUACGAGGCCCCCGACCACAUCGUCAAGUGCAAGCCGCUGCUGGAACAGUACGAGAAGGCCACCGAGAACUGGUUCAUCAAGUAUGGCGACUUGGGAGGCUAUGCCAACGCCAAGACCGCGUACAUGAAGCAGAAGCAUCGCCUGAUCUGGGAGCGUCGCCAUGGACCCGUGGGCAGUGGCAUGAAGGAGGAGGCCGCCCAUUAAACUCUGCUUUUACGUGUCUAACGCGCCGAUCUGAGCUGAUGUUUUCUAGUUUCAUUAUCCGUUAUAACUAAAUAUACACGCCCUGAAAUGAUAAUCCCAAGGA